AUGGAUACGGAGGUGCGCGAGGCGGUGGAUUCGUUGAUGGAGACGGGUGCGACGUCUGGUAGUGUAGGAGGCGAGGCGUGGUCACGGCUGCCGCGGAAUUUGGAGCAAUUAUCGGAUCGGGAGUUUGCCGGAUUGCGCGAAGAGGGUACACGGCGGGUAUGGAAUUCAUACAAAGAGUUAUUGGGUCAUCAGAGUCAGUACUUACGGGAUCUGUGUGUGCUAGUACAUUCGCACGUGCGUAUAUGUAACGCCACAGACGCUGAACGGGUACGUCCGUCCGUUACUGGUGCAACGAAUAUCAGUCAAGUCGCUGCCAAAACGGCGAGCAUUAAUUCUCAGGCACUUCAUACAUCACGGAUCUUCCUUGAAAAAGAGAUUGCAACCCUCGUCAAGUUCGCUCGAGAACUAAGUCAAUUCGAAGCAUGCUUCAACAAUGUUCACGCACUCGAGAAAGAGGAGAAACGCCGAGCAGUAAAAAGACACGACAUUCUUAAUAGUGGCGCCCCGGUGAAAGACCGAUGCCGACUCGUUGUGAUGAUUCAGCGGUUUUUGUACUGCAUGGUGUACAACAAGCAGGGCAUUCUGACCACACAUGCCAGCGUGACUUUAUGCGAAUGCACGUUUAUGGGCGGAGUUAAAAAAAGUAUGACGGGAUAG
Molecule: messenger RNA, 657 nt
Organism: Gregarina niphandrodes
Lineage: Eukaryota; Apicomplexa; Conoidasida; Eugregarinorida; Gregarinidae
Exons: 3
Coding region: 1-657 (218 amino acids)
Source: RefSeq, a predicted model, not a curated record